GCCGGUGGCGGCUGCCUUCCGUUCUGUACGCGCUUCCGCCCGGUGCUGCCUUCGGUUGAGCGCCCGUGUCGCCCCCAGGCCCGCCGGCGGGUCAGAUGGAGUUCUCCAGCAGUCGAGCGAGGCUGAGGCAGGCGCGGCUGGCCGGGGACCGGCGGGAGCUGUACCCUCACAGCCUGCAGUUCUACCUGGAGCCCCCCACGGAAAGCAUCUCUCUGGUGGAGUUUGAGAGCUUUGCCAUCGACCGCCUGAAGCUGCUCAAAGUAGUUGAAAACCUUGGUGUGAGCUACGUAAGAGGUAAUGAAGUAUACAAAACUAAGCUGCAGGCUGAGCUCCGGAAACUAAAGUUUCCCUACAAAGCUUUGGCUGAGGAUGAUUAUGAAGCAAGAAGAAAAGACCAUAUAUCUCAUUUCAUACUGCGCCUUGCUUACUGUCAGUCUGAGGAUCUCAGGCGUUGGUUUCUUCAACAAGAAAUGGAUCUCUUGCGGUACCGCUUCAAUGAACUAACUGACAGUUUAAGACAGAAAUUCCUGGAACACGUUAACUUAUCAUUUGAAGCUAUCAGUGAAGACACGAAAAAUGAAUUAGCAAAUGAGCUGCUUACAUCAACCCCUGGCUUCAGUGUGGCUAAAGUAAAAGAACAAAUAUUCUAUAAGGUUGGACUUGCAGAUGCUGUGGAUCUGUUUAGAACCAGAAGAGUGUUUAUUAAAGAUGGCUUUGCAUAUGUGCCACUUAAGGAUAUCGAUGCAAUUGUUUUGAGUAACUAUAGAACAAAGUUAUCUAAAGCACUGGCGCUGACAGCACGAUCGCUGCCAUCCAUACAGUCUGAUGAGCGACUACAACCUCUGCUUAAUCGUCUCAGCCAUUCUUAUGUGGGCCCAGAUUACAGUGUGCAGAAGAACACAGGGAAAAUUUCUCUAGACCAGGUUGAUGCUCUUUCUGUGAAAUCAUUCCCACUGUGCAUGCGCCAGUUGCACAAAGCUCUACGUGAUAACCAUCAUCUCCGUCACGGGGGCCGUAUGCAAUACGGCCUGUUCUUAAAAGGCAUCGGCUUGACUCUGGAACAGGCACUGGAAUUCUGGAAGAAAGAAUUUAUCAGAGGAAAAGUGGAUGCAGACAAGAUGAUCUUAGGAGGUCCUUGAAUCUGGAUUCAGGUGGGAGGCUUUACCUUGACUGCAAACAGCUGGUGGGGAAUGUUUCUAACAGGGCCAACCACAAAUUCCAUGAGGGGAGGCUUGGACUAGAGACCUCCUGAGGUCCUUUCCAGGUUGAAUUAUUUUGUGAUUCUGCGUAAAGGUAUAAAUACAUUUUUGGGAGGACCAGCCACUAGAGGGAGACAAGAUCAUAAAAAAUAAGCAAAUUUGAUGUACAGAUGUAAAGCGGAAGUGCUUAUGCUAUACUGCUUUGUAGGUCUAUACAAUUAUAACACACUCUCCUCACCCCUGUGUGUUUAAAUAAAAAUGGAAAUAGGCACUUGGUAAUCUGCAGGACAGUGCUUUUAAACACACACAACUGUCCCCAGGGCAAUUUAUAACGCGUGGAUGAUGUGGUGGUUCCUUAAAGCAACCUCUACCUCCUUAAAUCCCCAGGAAUAUUUUCUUUAUCAGUCACUUAGCUACAUUUGAUUUUGGUAUUUUACAUUCUCAUUUGUUUGAGUUUUGGGGGUCGAUUUGCAGCUAGAUUCCUUUUUUACUUGCCCCCUUUAUAUUGGGUAAUGUUGCCUGCUAUUUGGGGAACAUAUUUUGAUUCAUAAAUCAGAAAAGCAUCUUUAUUCUGUCAUAUUUUUAUUAUAAUUCUCUAAUUAAAUGUAAUUUGCUGUGUUUAUUCUUGAAUUAUUUUAAACUUUCCAAAUCUGCAGCUUAGAGAGACAUGUUGAACAGCAAGCCACAAUAUUUAACAACUAAGAGAUAAAGAUAUAAAUAUAAUUGAAAUUCCUCUAUACAGAUUAAAAUCUGGUCUUUAAUGGUACAUCACUAGUACUGUAAUGCAAAUAGAUGGCCAGAUUGAAUUCUCAAUGCAUAAAGGCUACUACAGAACUUUAAGAAAAUGUUUGCUGUCUUCUAGAAUGUAUGUUAAAAAAACAGUAAUGGAAGAGCAGCAUAUAUUACCUGUAAGCACUUAUGCCCCUGAAUUCUGUGGAAGUGUUUGUCAUGGUAAUAACGCAUUAAUAUAGUUAAACAUGUUGCCCUUGCUUUCACUGAUUAUCAUGGGACUAGAUAGUCAAGUUCUUGAUUAAAUUGUAUUUUUGUUAAACUUCUAAUGAAAUGAAAUAAGAUUUUUUCCUUCCACCAGCAACUGUGAAAAUUAGCUUCAGUAGAACCAUUUACUGUCUGUAUUUCUCUUUCAUUAUUUGGAAAUUAUCGUUUCAUACUGUAGUUGUGGUGAGAUAGAACAGGUGAAUUUUAAAGAUUUUCCAUGAAACGUUUUUAUUCUGUACUGGCAAAAUGAUGCUAUUCGUAACAUUAUUGUACGUUGAAUGGCAAUACUU
Molecule: messenger RNA, 2485 nt
Organism: Neopsephotus bourkii (Bourke's parrot)
Lineage: Eukaryota; Metazoa; Chordata; Aves; Psittaciformes; Psittacidae
Gene: PRIM2
Product: DNA primase subunit 2
Exons: 10
Coding region: 96-1139 (347 amino acids)
Biological process (GO): DNA replication, synthesis of primer
Cellular component (GO): alpha DNA polymerase:primase complex
Source: RefSeq, a predicted model, not a curated record